Messenger RNA from Impatiens glandulifera, 1074 nucleotides. Its product is annotated as translation initiation factor IF-2-like. The transcript is spliced from 2 exons. Lineage: Eukaryota; Viridiplantae; Streptophyta; Magnoliopsida; Ericales; Balsaminaceae. The record is from RefSeq and is a predicted model, not a curated record. Bases 1 to 1074 code for a protein of 357 amino acids.
AUGCAGGUACCGGUAUAUACUUCUCCCAAGAUCGAAAGGUUUCCAGCUAACUGCCCAACACCUCCAAGGGAGAAUGCGGAACCGAUAGAAUCCAGUGAAGGAGCCGAACCAAAUCUCACCGAGCAAUCUCCUCCCCCACAGCCGGAAGUCCCUGUUUCAGACUUUACUAAAGAGUGGGUUGAGGACCGACUUCAAAAGCUUGAAGCAUCCACAUCGGAACGGAUUGAUGACCGUAUCCAAGAGUUCGAUGACAAAGCGGUUCAACCAUUCAAAAACAGACAACAAAGAAUAUUGGACUCGGCCCUCAAGUUCGCCGACGUCACAAGGCAUCUUCUGGAGAGAAAUCAAGAACGAUUCUCGGAACUUGGCGAAGGUCUGCAGGAAGAGGCGGUUCAGCGCGAUAAAUUUGUUCAGCGAACUGCAAUUCUGGAGGACGUAACCUCCGAUUUAAAGAAAGAUUUCGACCGGCUUGAGAGAGAUACAGAUCAACGGUUGACUGCGAUGAGUGUUGAUCUGGUCGGCACGACACUUGACCGGGUGAACGCGGUCGCCGCGGCUGUAGCGGCUGAUGCUCAAGUAGCUAAAAGGAUCCAGGAUGCGCUGGAUGCCGAAAUGAGUAAAGAAAAGGAGGCACCGCGUCCCACUCCACUCAUCGAAGAAGAAGCAGAGGCCGAGCGACUUCGAAUUGCAGAGGCUAAGUACCCAGGGUUUGCUGAGAAAGUAGCCGCUCAGGCUGCGGAGGAUGCCGCACGGUUGGAAAGGGAAGCACGGAGGCUGGACGGCUUCGCCGAAGAAAACAAGAAGAAGAAGGCGGUCGCCUCCGCCUCAGCGCCGAAAAAGCGGAAGAGGGAGGCUCCUAAGAAGGAGGCCCUUAAGAAGGUUCAAAUUGCCGAGCUGCUCAGAGAGGUCUCUAAACCGGUCAUCCCGAGUGCAUCGCAGCAGGCCGACCAAAUCGAAGAUGAAGUCGAAGAGCAACUGCGGUCCCAGUCUACAAGACGACGAUCUUCCGAACCGACCGGUCAACAGCAACCGAAGAAAAAGAAGAGCCUAUAUGACUUCACGGACUCUGAUUAG